Molecule: messenger RNA, 10013 nt
Organism: Homalodisca vitripennis (glassy-winged sharpshooter)
Lineage: Eukaryota; Metazoa; Arthropoda; Insecta; Hemiptera; Cicadellidae
Product: protein tiptop-like
Exons: 3
Coding region: 231-3815 (1194 amino acids)
Biological process (GO): regulation of transcription by RNA polymerase II
Cellular component (GO): nucleus
Molecular function (GO): DNA-binding transcription factor activity, RNA polymerase II-specific; DNA binding
Source: RefSeq, a predicted model, not a curated record
CUCUGGCGGCGGUGUCGGCAGUCGUCAGUCUAUCUGAGCACACCGAGUAGAGCUGAGCAGACAAUCUCGCUGCUCUCUGAACAUAACCUAACCUCGUGCGUGCGGCAGUGUUGUGAUAUCUGUGCUAACGAGUGUCAACUGUUCUACGCUCCACAUGUGAUUGUCUCACACUGACUUUGGCCCCGGACCCGAUCUACGCCAAGAUUCGCUCGUCCUUGGGGAAACCUACGAUGACCAGGAGGAAACAGAAUUGUCCCAAGCGAAUGAAAUGGGAGGGAGGUGAAGGAGAACCUCCACCAGAAGGUUUAGGGGAUGAAGCAACCCCUUCCGAAGACGAAGAAGAGGACUCCGUAGACUCAUCGACGUCCCAGCCGGCGACGCCGCAGUCCAACAACCCCUUGGAACCGGACACGGAACUCAUCCUUAGGGAUCCUGUGAGCCCGUCCAGGGAUUCGAGAGGGUCUUCCAUCCCGCCGAGGUGCCCCUCCAGGGACUCCGAAGAGUCGGAGAGAGCGCUACCCAUGGCGCCCGUCAGUCCCGUGUCUCUGCUUCCUCCUGCCUUCUUGCCGACGACCCAACCGCUCCACAGGCUAGUGAUGACGUCACCGCAAGGCUCUGUGUCUCCGUUGGUCUCGUCUUCGUCGUCCCCACCGAUGCUCAUUCCCGCCAACUCCUUGACCUCACCGAGGUCCCCUCCGCUGCAGUCGCCGUCCGAGACCGAUUCUGCGGUCCUGGACUUCAGCACGAAAAGGAUUUCAGGAGACGGUCCCGGUCUCGACCUCAGUAAAGGGUCUCCAGUUCCAAAUGCGGAAUCGAGCCCUCUGGACCUCUCGGUGUCGAGUAGGAAGAGAGGCCAAGACGACUCGUCCUGUGGCUCUCAAUCUCCGAGCCCCCAGCCGAGGAAGACUCCGAGGGUCUCGACGGACUUCAAGACUGUUGUUUCACCGUGGACAUCUCCUGUGGUGGCAUCUCACUUCCCGUACUUCGCCGCAGCCGUGGCCGCGGCCAACAGCUUGUCACCCAAGCUCAACAACAACCUCAACAGCCAUUCCAGUAGCGAUAGCUCUUUGUGGAACGGAAAGAUGAAGAUGGGUGAUAAGCCGUCCUUCGCGUCCAGUCCGGUCGAUGCCACGAAAGCUCUGGAGAAGAUGAGUGAACUGAGCAAGUUAGGUGGAGACGAAUUCCGUUCCCUGGGAAACAGCGCCGGAUCUGGAGGAAGACACAGUGCGUGGCAGUCUCACUGGUUAAAUAAGGGCGCAGAGCAAGCCAAGGAUGUGUUGAAGUGUGUUUGGUGUAAGCAAAGCUUCCCCAGUCUGGCCGCCAUGACUACACACAUGAAGGAGGCGAAGCACUGCGGUGUGAAUGUGCCAGUACCGAAUAUACAACCUCCUCCCCCGCCCAUCCCUCAGCCACCCCAGACACCCACGUCGUCCAUUCCUCAGAACAACUUACCGAACCUGUCCUCUUCCGGGAACGGCAAGCCGUCACCGGCUGAUCUGAACUUGCUGAUAAAGGAAACGAUGCCUCUUCCCAGGAAACUGGUCCGCGGACAAGAUGUUUGGCUAGGAAAAGGUGCUGAGCAGACCAGGCAAAUCCUGAAAUGCAUGUGGUGUGGUCAGAGCUUCAGGUCUUUGGCGGAGAUGACCAGUCACAUGCAACAGACACAGCACUAUACGAACAUCAUAUCUCAGGAGCAGAUCAUCUCGUGGAAGUCCGCAGACGAGGGGAAGUCCGGUGGCGGAGGUGGAGGCAGUGUCGUCGGCGGGAGUGCUGGAAGUGGAGGUGGAGGAUCGGUGAACUCGAGUGGUGGGGGAAGUGCAGCAAGUAGCCACGUAAGCGCGGUACUCACAUGCAAGGUGUGCGACCAAGCAUUUACUUCUCUAAAGGAACUCAGCAAUCACAUGGUGAAGAACUCCCACUAUAAGGAACACAUCAUGAGGUCUAUUACAGAAAGUGGAGGAAGAAGGCGACAGACUAGAGAAAAGAGGAAAAAAUCUCUCCCUGUGAGAAAACUGUUAGAACUGGAGAGAGCACAAAACGAGUUGAAAAACGGAGAAGGAGGUUUGAUGAUGAUGGGUGGGAAAAUGGGACGAGACAUUCACUCUGCCGGAAGAAUCACCUGUGAGAAGUGUGGAGAAAAGAUAGAUAUGGCUGUUUUUGUUGACCACAUACGAAUGUGUAUCGGAGGUGGUCACAUCAGCAACGAUCAGAGAAAUUUACUUAAGUCCGCUUUAUUAUCUAACAACAUGCUUCCAACCGAACAACAUGCCAGUGUGACUCAAGCUUUACGGGAAAGUAGGAAAAUAAAAAAGGAAGAUCAUCCACCGGCAGCAACCGAUCUCUCAGUACCUCCCACCAGCCCGAACAAGGAUACCGUUAAGCAAGAAGGAAAAACAUCAUCUCCUUCAGUGCUGAAUGCGAUUGAAAAGCUAAUUGAGAAGAGUUUCGAUUCAAGGGCAAGGCAUGGUGCGCCUGGUUACGGAGGUCCUGGUGGAAUGGGCCAAGGUGUGAUCGGGUCUAGUAUUCUCAAAAGGUUAGGGAUUGAUGAGAGUGUCGACUACACAAAACCGUUGGUCGACCCUCAGACCAUGAAUCUCCUCAGGAACUAUCCCCAUCAUCCACACGGGCAUUUUGGCAGGCGGGAGAGAAGUGGAAGCGAGUCCAGCUCCAUGUCAGAAAGAGGGAGAACUGAGGCAUCAACACCCGACAGAAAGUUUGACCCCUCUGACAGAUUAAUGAGCUCAACACCCAGGACAACGCCGGAAAAAAGGAUCCAAACCCCACCUUCUGCAAAAAACUCAACCCACGAUGAGUCCGUGGAAGAUGAUAUCCAUAUAAAAAAGGAAGUAGAGGACGAAGAAAUACCUUUGGAAAGUAAUAUAAGACACGAUAUUGUCGUGAAGAAAGAAGACAUGGAGAACGGAGAUGAUGAGGAAGAAAGAAGAAGUUAUCACAGUGAAGGCCAUAAUAUGCAGAGGAAUGUCAAAGAGGAGCCUCUGGUGUCACCGAGGACCGCUGCGGAAGAAGCUGAAGAAGACAGGAGAAGCCACAACAGCAUGGUCAGUCCAGGGCUCAGCCCGAGGCAGCCUACGCCUGUCAGGCCGGCAUCGAACGAGGCCAUCCCCAACAGUCCUUGUAGGAACAGCACCAGCAGUCCUGCGAGCAGCGAUCGCUCCGGCACUCCUCGUAGUACCAUCGAGAAGAAGUCCAGCGGGAGUCUAGGAGCGCUCUCGUCCAUGUUCGACAGCCUCUCCGGAGGAGCCCCCGGAGGAGGGACGUCCUCAGAACCCACCGCUUCGGGCGCCAAAGGGACCAGCCAUCCCUUGGCCGCCCUGCAAAAACUCUGUGAUAAGACUGAAACUCACCACCACCCCAGCAGCGGGGGGCGACCCUCCUCCUCCAACCAGGGGCCGAUGGCUCUGGGUGCUUCUUCUUCCCAGACCCCUCAGUCAGCGACCACCCCCGGGGCCAUCCUGGCCUUCAGCUGGGCCUGCAACGACGCAGUCGUCACCGCCGACUCCAUCAUGAAGUGCGCUUUCUGCGACACCCCCUUCAUAUCCAAAGGAGCCUACCGGCACCACCUGAGCAAGAUGCACUUCGUCAAAGACGGGGUCAUCCCUGAUCCGGUAGCGCUGAAGGCUCAAGCGGGAGGAAGCGGGUCCUCGCAGGGCGGCCACAGCGGGAAAGCCCCCAGCUCGGCGUCCACGUCUUCGGGGAAGAGCCCCACCCAGCAGAACAGCUUUGAGGAGAGCCCCCACUCCAAGUUCCUCAAGUACACCGAACUGGCGAAGCAACUAUCGAGUAAAUAUGUAUAGCCCAAGAAGUAAGUCCGGUGUUUGUAAAUGUGUACAGUAUAUAGAUAUGUCAUUCCUGUACAGGACGCUCCAGCGUCGUUCCGUGAUGAAACCAUAUCUAGGCCUCGAGGCCGUAGCGUAGAGACUUGUGAUCUCUGAUCUAUCCGAUCUGGUCGGCAGUAUACCCGUGGCCCCCGAGCCAGCAAAACUAUGUAUACUUUAUCUUUCUAAGGGAUGCGUGAUAUUUAAUCAAUAAUCUCGUUGUAAACUUAAUUUAUUGUAUUGUUAUUUAAGAAUUCUCAGCGACAUAAUGGAGGGCGCCCCGGAGGAUUCCAUUAAUUGUUUCCGUGUUGUAAAAUAUUUUCAGUGAUACGCUUUAUUUUCAAAAUGUAGUCGUCUGAGGGGCGCCCCCCGACCUAGGGUAAGCUCGUGUAACACUCUACCGUAUACGUACACUUCUGUGUUUGUUGAAAGUUUUGCUAAUAUUAGAGUCUUUUCGUAUUAACUAGCGAAGUGAAGUAAUUUUUAUCGAAUCCCCUCUUAGCGUAGUGAGUACUUUAGAAGAUCGCGAUUUCCCUGUAACAACAAUAUACGUAUUUAUCUAUGAAUCCUCUUCAACUCUUCCAGUGUAUUUGGGUGUUUGUAAAUGAUGUAUACAAACAUAAUAGUCAUUAUUUUUUACUGUUAUCAUGUACAAUGUGUAUACGCUACUGUUUUUCAGUCACUUUUGCAUCGGACUCAGUCUAAGAUAGUCAUCGUGUAUACCGACUCAUGCCCUAUAUGAGACUGUACAUUAUCAAUUGUAGGGUCUAGGUAGUCUAUAUGUUUUAAACACUGUGAUGGGUGACACGAUAAAAUCGCCCACUUCCUUUAUUUGCGUAGGUUAUUUUAAUCGAGUUUUGUCUGUAAACUUUAAAACACUACUUUGUAUCGUUUCCUGUUUGUGUUUCAGCCUAGAAGACGAUAGUGUUACUAAUAGUGUAUCAAUAAGUGUCAUGACGAAAUUCUAAACAUUGUAAGAUGUAUACGAUAUGUGUAUGCCCCCCUCCGUCCACUUAAGUUACUACACUCUCUAUUUACUGUAGAUGUCCCGUGGUUUCAACAUGGCUAUGCUUCAACAACCUUUGUCCCCCAUCUUAAUUAAUUAUACUUACAGUCUGGGAAGUAUUGAAUCGUACGAUGUAGUGUGUUACCCAAACGGCCGUGCCUUCUUCUCAACCUUGCAUCCGGAUAUAGAAAUAUAUAAUUUUUCUUGCAGUGGUGAGCAAAUUAAUCGUAACCCUUUCAAAGCUUUGUUUAUGAAGGAUCCAACAGUUUUUUUAAAAUUGUAUCCUUGUAAAGGAAAAUAAGAUGUUUUAUUUUACCAGGCGAAGUUAAGGCUAAGAAGCCCUCUCUAACACUUAACCUGGGGACCAACGGCUUAAAGGUGACUUCCGAACCACCACCAAUGGCCGGGCAGGCGGGCUGCUUGCAAGGACAGGAUCGCUCAGUUGUGUGUCCAUCUGUGCGAUAACGCUUCGUAGGGACUUGAAACUUGCUACAAGACCUUUUGGUCCAAGAAAAACUCUAUCGAUUUAGUAAAUUAGCCCUUUGAUCCUUGGAAUUCUGUCAGAGCCUUCGAUAGACCCACGUUUUUCAAUGAUUUUGGUGCAAUAAGAAGUUUUUUCGAGUACUUUACUUUUCGCAAAUUUCUCGCAACCUUGGACGGAGCCAGAAUGCCGGCCUUAUAAGGCACUAAAGGAGGUUGGGUGGGGGGAGAGGGAGGGGGGGUUGUCAUAGCCCACACAGACAGACUCCGGACCGGUUUAUCCUAAUGAUGGAGCCUGUCCUUCUUAUCCUGUGAUUUACAGGAGACAAGUGCGUCCCUCCUCCCGACCAAUAAGACAAUCAUUUUAUCAAAGUCAGCCGGAAUGUGUUGGUCCGUCGCCGCCAUGACACCGGCCGGUGACCGGUGACCGGUGACGUCACCCACCGGUGGCCACGGUCACACCGGCGCGAGACCAACAAGAGUGGUGCGUUCAAUAAGCGUCAAUCUCUGCAGACAGUAAUUACUCCGGUAGACUAUAGGUAAUGGACGAAACGGGUUUGUACUCGGGAUUGGAGAUAAAUAUUUAGUCGAGAGGCAACCAUCCACGCGGUACCGACUCUGUGUUGGUGCUACGGCAGGACGAUGUUCGUUUCUCGAGGGCCUCCACCGUUUCUGUUGGUUUUCUUCGGUCGCUUCGAUGUUCUGGGUUCUUCAAGAAUAGCAAUGCUCCUUGCGAAUUACCAGAAGAUUUUAACCACGUGUUCUUCCGGAUAAAAUAAUCCAUUUCUCUUCAAAUUCCUCGAUUCGCUACAGGAUGUCCGUAUAUCGAUUUGUCCAUCAUGUCUGCACCACGGGUGCCAAGAACAAGGCCUGUAAAGGUCGCGCGGUGUUGCCAGGUGGCGGGGAAGCGCGGCAACAAUGCCCAGCUCCAGCUGGCAGUCGUUUAUUAAUUAGCAGACAGUCUUUGAUGCGUCGUCGAACGCAUAAAUAAGCAAGACAUGUCAAAUGUUUGUCCUUCACUGCGUCGCGGGCUUGUCUCUUGUAAAUCAUUAUUAUGGCCGGGGAUAUCUAAUAAAUCUCCCACCAUCUUGUCUCCUCUAUUUCAAGAUGUCUCCCACUACGCCUUCGGUCGUCCUGGUCUUGCUUCAUCAUUCGUCCGUCCUCCCCGCAGCCUCUUAGGAGAUUACCUCUUGUUCUUUUUUAGAAUGUCUUGUGUAUAUCACCGUAAUGACGGUCUCAGUUUGUUACACCGUGAGGCGUCUCAGGCUAGGUUUGGUUUCGACUGAUCUUUUGAGUCGCUGCCAGAUCAGAUGUGAUGUGAAAAGAUCACAAAAUUUAUGGUUCACAUUGUGAUAUCGUUCGUGUAAAAAGUUAAAUUGGCUAUAUUUAUGGUGCUUGGCAGGUAUUCCAUGUGUUGUGAUAUAAAAGCUGUUUCAAUAUUCUGGUCUCCCAAGUGGAUUUUUAUAAGCGAUAUGCACUGUUAUUAACCUUCCGGACCUUAAAGGUUUUAGACUGCUUAAAGCAUUAGUGUUUUGUUAUUUAUACCAGUUUAAACUAAAUGCCUUCCUGAAUAACCACAUCAGUAAUAACAACAACAAAAUAAUAUGUUACAUACACACUUAUAUACCAAUAAAUAAUUUGUGCAAUAUUACAUGACGUGCGAAUCUUCCAGGUUUCAAAAUCGGCCGAUUUGCGCUUUUAAUGACACUUUAUAAAUAUAAAUGAAUAAAUAGGAGCACAACGUAUGUAAGGCAUAAAAAACAUUGGCUGAUAUAUUUUUUAAAUUUAUUUAAAUAAAAAACAGAUUUACAAAUCAAGCAAAACUUUUUUUUAAAUAAAGGAGAUUCAGUGAGCUUAAAAAGCGUUAUGUCAGAGUAAAAAUAUUCAUAGUAGUCUUGUGAGUAUUUCAUUGCAGCUGAAGUGUAAAACACAAGUAAGGAGUCUAACUUCUCAAGAAAACUAGGAAAUGGUAACCAAUAAUAAUUUUUUCCAACAAAAAUACAAGUGCAAAUUAAAAAUUGCAUUAAUGGAAUUUACACUGCCACACUGCAAAGUAGCGUGGCAGGGCAACAAAAAUAAAAACUUGAAAAUAAGUAAGUCCAGCUUCUAAUUUGUCCUUUGAUAAGAGCAGCACUUCACUCCGCGCCGUCUGUGUUCUUCGCUUAUCACAACACACUAUCAGUAUGUCAAUAGUUUAUUUAUUAUGUCUAAUAUGACAUUUAUGCAACUAAAACUGAUAUUAAAUGGCAAUUGAGCAAUCCUUAUCAAAGUCUGGAUCGUCCAGAUCGUCUCACGAGUGACAUCGUAACAAAAUAUCUGCUUUAAAGAAAAACACUAGUCCCAAACUUCAACCUUGUGGAACACCACAUAUAUCCAAUUCAUUCUACUUCUAAUCCCGUGAAGAGAUUAGGUUUUCAGGUUUAGAAGGGCAGUUUUAUGGUAUUACAAAUACUGUGUAAACGAUUUACAGAUUCAAUUUCAACACCGAGUUGAAAGAGAACACGAUCGGAUUUUGGAAUUCUGGCCCGGAGAUGAUGCCUGUGUGAGGUGAACGAUGAUAUCUGGGAUCCAUUUGGCCGGGCGCGCGGCCCAGACAUGCCAGCCCAGGAUGUGUUGUCUAUGGUAGGCCAGACUUAGUUCCAAAUAAAUCCGUCAAUAUGACAAUAAAGUAGCGCUAGUGUGCGCUAUAUCCGUAGCUCUCCCGGGCCGCUUGAUGGAUGGAUAGACAGCUGUCUACGGCACACACGCUAUUCUCAUCUCCCUGCCCCCCCUCCCCCCUCCCGCCAGCUAACUACUACAUUAUGGCCAUCCGACAUGAUCAUAUUUUGUUGGAAUGGACACGAUUUAAAACGCACUCCUCGAGCCUUAAAGUAGACAGAAGGUUGUUCGUUUUAACUCUCACAUAACUUGAAGCCGUUAGUUCCCUCGGGUCGGUUAUGCCCCGGUUCGAAAUUUUAAUUAGCUGACCUCUCACCACCUGCAAGUAACCGAGGUAAAAUUCAAAAUGGCAAUAAAGCUCGUAUAACCCAUGCCCCUGAAUCGAAUCGUAUACGAAUAAGUGCUUUGAAUCCACCUUUAUCUAAAUCCCUUUGCACGAACAAAUGCACGUACUUGAAGCGUCUAGCCAAACCUUUAUGUAUCAUUCGAUCUUUAUGUGAUGUUUUCAGAUACAUUUCCCCUUCAUUUUUAUGUACAAAAUUUACUGUGAAUUCUAAAAUAUUUGUCGAAUUGUUGUUUAUCCUACAAUUUUUAUACAUUUUCACACUGGAAAUUUCACACCGUUUGGAACUGUAAAAUACUCCUGCUCACAAUUUUGUAUCUUUAAGGUUUCAAAGAUGAACUGUGUAAUGUACCCGGAAUUUUUACCAUUUGUACAAAAUUUACUCAAAUUUGUUUCUCAACUACUAUCUGUUUUGUGCAACUCGCAAUUGUUGUUGAUUUCCGUCAUUUUUAUUCAAUGUAUGGCGUUUUCGUCAACAUUCACACUGGACAACGUAUUGUUUAAUUACUGAAUGUUGUAUACAUGUUUCGAUUUAAGACCCAUUGUUUUAGCGAAAUAAAAAUGUGUUAAAUUUUACUAGCCACAAAUAACUUUUACUUUUCUCUUUUAAGUGUGAACGAUGUAUUGUAAGAUGUUAGCUUUAAUUCUACUUGGACGCUGUUACCUUUAAUUUAACUUUUCUAUUAAGAAAUACAUUCUUUAGGAAACUUAGAUGGUUUCAUAAAGUAGUCGUAAGUGAUUCAGAUAGAGUAUGUAGAUAAAAUUUUGAUAAAAUGAGUAAGCUUUAAGAUAUUUUUAAUUUCUUAACAUUUUAGUGGUUAGUAAGAAUCCUGCUAAAGAUUAUAAUUACUUGCGCAAUAAAUAUGUAUAAAAUAAUUUAUUUAUUAUAUGUGAUAUAGUUAAAACAUAUAGACUACAUUGUGUACAAAAUAUAUUUAUUGUUAAUUUUAACUCGCUGUGUUCUAGUACAAUUUAUAAUAAUAACAUUGAAGUUCUAAUUUUUUACGUGGAAUUCUGAUGGGAUAUUUUUGUGUAGCAAUAGCUGCGAUCUAAUGUUCCUUGUUUAUUUGUUGUUUUCUGUAUUUUACUCUCUUUGCUCACUGUUUUAUCGUGGCUUCUAAUGUUAUUAUUCUACUUUGUACAGGGUGGGCAAGAUAUUCGGGUUUACAAUUCCUUUACGCCAUCUAGUUGUCGAUCCGAUGUUCUCUCCAGGUUAUCAAUACACCGUUAUUUUCCCCGAUCCCAGCAUUUCACCCGACCCAAGCCAGUAUUCCCUUGCCCGCUCGUAGAUAUAAGACUUAUUCGCCCUUAUGACCAAAUGCAAGUAUACGAUUGAAGUUGGUGAAGAAGCAUUUCUCAGUGAUCAAAUUUGAUAUUUUUUGCCCAAAUGUAAAUGUAGGAUUUUUUAUUAUAUAUUAUAACAGAAUGCAUGUGUUCAAGGGUUUUAUUUAUCAUCGAGCAAUCUAGACUAUGCAAGAUUGUAUAUCGGGCUGUAUAUUGUAUAUGUACAGAUGUAGGUCCCGGGGUGGGGGGUGGCACCCCUCUCCCUCACUUGGGGGGUGGUGGUACUCCCCCCCAUUCCGGAAAUGUUCAGAUGAACGCCCACACUGCUGUUGAUGUUUCUUUUAUUCUAAUUAUACUAUUAAUAGACUAUUAUUGAUUUCAAUAAAAAUAAGUCUUGCUGCUGAAA